AUGCCUACUGAUCCUUCAAUGGGCAGUGGUUCUAAUAGUAAAAGCAGCAAGAAAUCUACGAAAGAAAAUAUCGACUUAUAUGCUAUUCUAGAAGUAGAUAAGAAAGCAACAGCUGAGGAAAUCAAAAAAUCCUAUCGUAAACUCGCAUUAAAAUAUCACCCGGAUAAAAACCCAAAAGAUCCUGAGGCUUCUGAAAAAUUCAAAGAAGUCAAUAGAGCACAUUCUAUACUAGCUAACGAACAGAAGAGGAAAUUGUAUGACCGGUAUGGAGCUCUGGGGAUUUAUGUAGCAGAGCACAUUGAUGAAGAAGACUGGCAGCCGUACCUGGCUUUACGCAACCCUUGUAUACAGUGCCUUGCUUGUACCUGUUUCUUGUGGACAUGUUGUUGUUGCUUCUUCUGUUGUUGUUGCUGUUGUGGUAAAUAUUAUCCAAAAACUCCCCCUGUUCCCGAUGAAAUGAAUGAAGCUUAUGAUGAGUCAAAUUUUGAAAUGCCUAUGAACAAUGAUAGUAAUAUUGCAGAAACUCUUGUGACUAAACAACCAGAUCCAGCUCCAGCUGUCAAUCUGUACACAGUGCCACCAACUACGUUGUCAUCUUCAUGA
Molecule: messenger RNA, 603 nt
Organism: Schistosoma curassoni
Lineage: Eukaryota; Metazoa; Platyhelminthes; Trematoda; Strigeidida; Schistosomatidae
Source: the annotation of a GenBank genome assembly